Messenger RNA from Diabrotica virgifera virgifera (western corn rootworm), 638 nucleotides. RefSeq names its product multifunctional methyltransferase subunit TRM112-like protein (gene Trmt112). Gene Ontology annotation, molecular function: protein heterodimerization activity. The coding region runs from base 191 to 565 and encodes 124 amino acids. The transcript has 2 exons. Gene Ontology annotation, biological process: peptidyl-glutamine methylation; rRNA (guanine-N7)-methylation; tRNA methylation. The record is from RefSeq and is a predicted model, not a curated record. Lineage: Eukaryota; Metazoa; Arthropoda; Insecta; Coleoptera; Chrysomelidae.
GUGGUAGUGGUAAGGUCAGUAAAAUAAAAGAAAAAGAAGAAAAGUUGAGGUUAAACGUUUAAAAACAGGAAAGUAAAAACCUUUCUUUAUUCGUAAUUCCUAUUCAAUCGAACAACUCUUAAGUGGAUUCCUAUUCAAUUCUUAAAAAUAUUAAUCGUCUUUUAUUAAUAGGAGGUAAUAUAAUUCAAAAAUGAAACUUCUUACUCACAAUAUGCUUACCUCAAAAUGUAUGAAGGGAGUAAGUGUUGGAUACCCUUUAAAAAUAAAUGCACAAGAGGUAAAAGUAUCUGAAGUAGAAUUUAAUCCAGAGUUUGUAUCAAACAUGAUUCCCAGAUUAGAUUGGCCUGUAUUGUAUGAAGCAGCUAAAAGUGUGGGAAAACUGGAAGAUCUUCCUGAACAAAUAAUAGAAAAUUUCAAAGAUGAUGAAGAUUUUUUAAAAAAGGUCCAUAAAGUUCUUCUGGAAGUAGAUAUUGUCAGUGGAGAAAUGAUAUGUCCGGAAACAGGUCGGAAGUUUCCUAUUAAUAAUGGUAUUCCAAAUAUGCUUCUGAAUGAGGAUGAAAUUUAGUUAUAUAUUAUUUUAAUAUUUUUUAUAAUGCAUAUUUUUAUAAUUUUAUCAAUUAAAUUAUUACUUCAUCAUG